Messenger RNA from Parnassius mnemosyne (clouded apollo), 378 nucleotides. The record is from the annotation of a GenBank genome assembly. NCBI's taxonomy places the organism in Eukaryota, Metazoa, Arthropoda, Insecta, Lepidoptera, Papilionidae.
AUGCAGAAUAUUAAAAUCGAAGCCACCAAAAAAUAUAUCGUCGACAAUCUGAUGAAAGAACGUGGAUAUGAAGUUUUGUGUGUGCCUUACGUAGCGAGACCCUAUCACUGGGAUCUAUAUCCUAUAGAAUGUAUAUGGAAUUUGGUUAAACAAAGGGUGGCGGACAAAAACAUCAUCCAGUCAAAGAAGGAAAUUGAAAAACUGACCUUCGGAUUGAAAAAAGAAAUUAAUCACGUCGAAAGACUCGAGCAAAAUUACUGGGAUAGCGACCAUCUCGAAGAGCGUAAUCAACGGGAAAUAAUAAUAUCCCUAGGAGGAGAAAAUAGUUCGGAUUCAGACAGCGAAAGCAAAACGAUGUCAGUCACCGAUAAGUCAUAG